Molecule: messenger RNA, 1398 nt
Organism: Colius striatus (speckled mousebird)
Lineage: Eukaryota; Metazoa; Chordata; Aves; Coliiformes; Coliidae
Gene: TRAIP
Product: TRAF interacting protein
Exons: 15
Coding region: 1-1398 (465 amino acids)
Molecular function (GO): zinc ion binding
Source: RefSeq, a predicted model, not a curated record
AUGCCCAUCCGCGCGCACUGCACCAUCUGCUCCGACUUCUUCGACAACCAGCGCGACGUGGCGGCCGUGCCGUGCGGGCACACUUUCCACCACGCCUGCCUCAUCCAGUGGUUUGACACGGCACCGAGCCGGACCUGCCCGCAGUGCAGAAUCCAGGUUGGCAAAAGACACAUCAUCAAUAAGCUGUUCUUUGAUGUUGCCCUGGAGGAGCAGGCGGCGCCGGAUGCAGAGACCUUGCAGAAUGAACUGGACAAAGUGAAGGCUCAGCUCUCUGUCAAAGAGAAAGAGAAGCGGGAGUGCCAAGCUGUUGUGGAUGGGCUGAGGGACACUCUGGAUGUGCGCAAUGCCACGAUAGAGUCGCUCCAGAAGGUGCUGGGAGAGACAGAGAUGCUGUGCUCCUCUCUCAAGAAGCAGAUGAAAUUCCUGGAGCAGCAGCAGGAAGAAAACAGAAGUUCAAAGGAGGAGGCCCGUCGCCUGCGAAACAAGCUGCGAGCCAUGGAGCGGAUUGAGCUGUUGCUUCAGAGCCAACGCCCCGAGGCAGAGAAGAUGAUCAGAGAGAUGGGAGUGGGGCAGGCAGCCGUGGAGCAGCUGGCCAUCUACUGCGUCUCACUGAAAAAGGAGUAUGAAAACCUGAAGGAUGCUCGGAAGAUCUCUAAUGAAACGACAGAGAAGCUGAAGAAGGAGCUGUUUUCUGCCAAUAGCAAGCUGCAGAAGACGGUUUCAGAGUUGGAGAAGACAAAAGAGGAGUUAAAAAGCACCCAGAAGGAUCUGAAGAGUGCAGACAAGGAGAUCUUGAGUUUGAAGAAGAAGAUUGACAUCUUGCAGGAUACUCUGAAGGUCCCACCUGUAACCAGGGAGACGCUCAGUCGACUAGUCUUUGAAAGCCCUGCUCCCGUGGACCUGCGGCCCCCGAAGCUGCACCGCCCGCCCCACAGCCCCGAGAUCGAUCUCGAUGCCACCUCUGACGUGGACACCCCUGAACACGAGCCCUGCCCGUCUCUCCUCAGCCCUGCAAAAAGGCAGAAGCUGGAUAAAAAGCCGCCUCCCGUGGUAAAUCUGGCAAAGAAAGUUCUGAAGGAAACAGUGGAGAACUGGGCAGAUGAUUUGGAGGAUGAUGCUCUUAAAGGACUCUUGCCAACGUUUGUCAGGAACUCUCUUCUCUCCAAGAAGCCCUCUUCAGGGAGCUUGCUGGGGCCCCAGAAGCACACAGGCACUGUGAGGAUGGGGUACGAUGGCUUGGGAGGCAGAACAAAGUUCAUACAGCCUACAAACCUGGCAGAAAUCCGUCCGUUAGCCGUGAGGAGCAAGAAGAAGAAUGUCUCCAGGCCAGUGUCUGCAGCUCCCUCCACAUCUUCCUCCAGCAGCAGCCAAGCCAGACUGGACAGUUUCCUGCAGUGA